This is a messenger RNA of Urocitellus parryii (Arctic ground squirrel), 3063 nucleotides long. RefSeq names its product VAC14 component of PIKFYVE complex (gene Vac14). NCBI's taxonomy places the organism in Eukaryota, Metazoa, Chordata, Mammalia, Rodentia, Sciuridae. Gene Ontology annotation, biological process: phosphatidylinositol biosynthetic process. The record is from RefSeq and is a predicted model, not a curated record. Gene Ontology annotation, cellular component: PAS complex; endosome membrane.
AACAUGGCCGCUGCCCAGUGAACGCUGCCGGUGCCUGGCGGGAGCUAGUCGCGUGAGCAGUUAGGCGGCCCGGGUCGGGUGUGGGAAAGCGGGCAGCGCGCGGCGGCUGAGCGAGGCAGACGGGCCCAGAGUGGCUGUGGUCCAUGAGCCGGUGCCGGGGGCAGCGCGGAGCCGCAGACUCCUCUGUCCCUGGUGCUGUGCCGGCAGCCACGGGCUAAGGAGUCUCGAGGCUCCGGAGCUCAUCCCAAGCUUCCACUAUGAAUCCCGAGAAAGACUUCGCGCCGCUCACGCCCAACAUCGUGCGUGCCCUCAAUGACAAGCUGUACGAAAAGCGGAAGGUGGCUGCGCUGGAGAUUGAAAAGCUGGUGCGGGAGUUCGUGGCCCAGAACAACACCGUUCAAAUCAAGCAUGUGAUCCAGACCCUGUCUCAGGAGUUUGCCCUGUCCCAGCACCCUCACAGCCGGAAAGGGGGCCUCAUUGGCCUGGCUGCCUGCUCCAUCGCCCUGGGCAAGGACUCAGGGCUCUACCUGAAGGAGCUGAUCGAGCCUGUGCUGACGUGCUUUAACGACGCAGACAGCAGGCUGCGCUACUAUGCCUGCGAGGCCCUCUACAACAUCGUCAAGGUGGCCCGGGGCGCUGUGCUGCCCCACUUCAACGUGCUCUUUGAUGGGCUGAGUAAGUUGGCUGCUGACCCAGACCCGAAUGUGAAAAGUGGAUCUGAGCUCCUAGACCGCCUUUUGAAGGACAUUGUGACUGAGAGCAACAAGUUCGAUCUGGUGGGCUUCAUCCCUUUGCUGCGGGAGAGGAUUUACUCAAACAACCAGUAUGCUCGGCAGUUCAUCAUCUCCUGGAUCCUGGUUCUGGAGUCUGUGCCAGACAUUAACCUGCUUGAUUACCUGCCAGAGAUCCUGGAUGGACUCUUCCAGAUUCUGGGUGACAAUGGCAAGGAGAUUCGGAAAAUGUGUGAGGUGGUCCUUGGAGAAUUCUUGAAAGAAAUUAAGAAAAAUCCUUCCAGUGUUAAGUUUGCUGAGAUGGCCAACAUACUGGUGAUCCACUGCCAGACCACAGAUGACCUCAUCCAGCUAACAGCCAUGUGCUGGAUGCGGGAGUUCAUCCAGCUGGCCGGCCGGGUAAUGCUGCCCUACUCCUCUGGGAUCCUGACUGCUGUCUUGCCCUGCCUGGCCUACGAUGACCGCAAAAAAAGCAUUAAGGAGGUGGCCAAUGUGUGCAACCAGAGCCUGAUGAAGCUGGUCACUCCCGAGGACGAUGAGCCAGAUGAGCCAAAGUCAGCAGUACAAAAGCAGACAGAACCCAACCCUGAGGACUCCCUGGCAAAGCAGGAGGGGACAUCCAGUGGAGGUCCAGAUAGUUCCUGUGACUCCAGCUUCAGUAGCAGCAUCAGUGUCUUCCCUUCAGCCUGCACUGACAGGGCCCCGGUGACCCUGCACCUUGAUGGGAUUGUACAGGUUCUGAACUGCCACCUUAGUGACAUGGCCAUUGGGAUGAUGACCAGGAUUGCUGUUCUGAAGUGGCUCUACCAUCUCUACAUCAAGACCCCCCGCAAGAUGUUUCGACACACAGACAGCCUCUUCCCCAUCCUACUUCAGACGUUAUCGGAUGAGUCUGAUGAGGUUGUCCUGAAGGAUCUGGAGGUGUUGGCAGAAAUUGCUUCCUCCCCCGCAGGCCAGACAGAUGACCCAGGCCAACCCGAUGGCCCUGACCUCCAGAUCAACCACUCAGAGCUUCAGGUGCCCACCUCCGGCAAAACCAGCCUGCUAAAUACUCCCAGUACCAAAGGCUUAGAAUGUUCUCCUUCCACUCCCACCAUGAACUCCUACUUUUAUAAGUUCAUGAUCAACCUUCUCCAGAGGUUCAGCAGUGAACGGAAGCUCCUGGAGGUCAGAGGCCCUUUCAUCAUCAGGCAGCUCUGUCUCCUGUUGAAUGCAGAAAACAUCUUCCACUCAAUGGCGGACAUCCUACUCCGGGAGGAGGAUCUCAAGUUCGCCUCUACCAUGGUGCACACCCUCAACACCAUCCUGCUCACCUCCACCGAACUCUUCCAGCUAAGAAAUCAGCUCAAGGACCUGAAGACUCUGGAGAGCCAGAACCUCUUCUGCUGCCUGUACCGCUCCUGGUGCCACAACCCAGUCACCACGGUGUCCCUCUGCUUCCUUACCCAGAACUACCGGCACGCCUAUGACCUCAUCCAGAAGUUUGGGGACCUGGAGGUCACAGUGGACUUCCUCACCGAGGUGGACAAACUGGUGCAGCUGAUUGAGUGUCCCAUCUUCACAUAUCUGCGCCUGCAGCUGCUGGACGUGAAAAACAACCCAUACCUGAUCAAGGCUCUAUAUGGCCUGCUCAUGCUGCUGCCCCAGAGCAGUGCCUUCCAGUUGCUUUCUCAUCGACUCCAGUGUGUGCCCAACCCUGAGCUGCUGCAGACCGAAGACAGUCUGAAGGCAGCCCCCAAGUCCCAGAAAUGCGACUCGCCCAGCAUUGACUACGCAGAGCUACUGCAGCACUUUGAGAAGGUCCAAAACCAGCAUCUGGAAGUGAGGCACCAGCGGAGUGGGCGUGGGGACCACCUGGACCGGAGAGUUGUCCWCUGACACACCUGACAUGGAGAAGAGCCCAACCAACCAGGGGCCCGUGAAGCACUCAGGGUCUUCAGGAUACCCUCCCAAGGAGCCUGAGGACCUGCCUCAGGAGCAGGGCUGGGCCUGACCACCAGCCCAAGGCAGGGAGGGGGUGAGGCUGCAGCACCCCAGCUCCUCUCAGUGCUGUCAGCUGCACGCUGGCUUCAGACAGCUGGCUUCCCACCAGGGUAGAGCCACAGCCUCAGAGACCACCCAUCCUCUGGAAUCCGUCUCGGAACUUCUAAUACCCCCUUGUGAAAAGAGCUUGACCUCAGCCCCGAGAGCUUUGGUCUCAUGUGCCUGUGUACACAUACAUAAACGUGUGUGUACGUAUGCAUGUGCACACAGGGGUCGGCACAAAGGUCUCUACUGAAUGAUGUGCACCCUCCCCACUCCCGCCCCAAUAAAGAUAUGACAGAAACCUUAA